This is a messenger RNA of Oncorhynchus keta (chum salmon), 990 nucleotides long. Its product is annotated as stonustoxin subunit beta-like. NCBI's taxonomy places the organism in Eukaryota, Metazoa, Chordata, Actinopteri, Salmoniformes, Salmonidae. The coding region runs from base 307 to 852 and encodes 181 amino acids. Gene Ontology annotation, molecular function: protein binding. The transcript has 4 exons. The record is from RefSeq and is a predicted model, not a curated record.
UCACACCUGAGAGCGCUGGAUCUGAGUAACAAUGACCUGAAGGAUUCAGGAGUGAAGCUGCUCUCUGCUGGACUGGGGAAUCCCCACUGUAAACUGGAGACUCUGAGGCUGUCAGGCUGUCUAGUCACAGAGGAAGGCUGUGCUUCUCUGGUCUCAGCUCUGAGGUCAAACCCCUCACACCUGAGAGAGCUGGACCUGAGCUACAAUCACCCAGGAGACUCAGGAGUCAGACUGCUCUCUGCUGGACUGGAGGAUCCACACUGCAGACUGGAGAAACUCAAUGUGGAACAUGGUGGAGAGAACAGAAUGAAACCUGGACUUAGAAAAUAUGUCUGUGAUCUCACACUGGACCUAAACACAGUAAACAGACACCUCUCUCUGUCUGAGGAGAACAGAAAGGUGACAUGGAGGAGAGAGGAGCAGCCGUAUCCUGAUCACCCAGAGAGAUUUGAGGACUGGGGACAGGUGCUGUGUAGAGAGGGUCUGACUGGGCGCUGUUACUGGGAGGUAGAGUGGAGUGGGAGAAGGGCUGUUAUAGGAGUGACAUAUAAAGGAAUCAACAGGAGAGGAAGGGUUAAGGACUGUUGGCUUGGAUACAAUGACAAGUCCUGGAGUCUGUUCUGCUCUGACAACAGUUACAUUGCCAGUCACAAUAAUAAUCCCACUACCAUAGACGUCCCCUCCUCCAGCUCCCACAGAGUAGGAGUGUAUCUGGACUGGCCAGCCGGCACUCUGUCCUUCUAUAGAGCCUCCUCUGACACACUGACCCACCUGAUCACAUUCACCUCCACAUUCACUGAGCCCCUCUAUCCAGGGUUUUGGGUUUGUGAUGACUCCUCAGUGUCCCUGUAAAUAAUAACAUGACACACUGACACACACACACUGACACACACACACUGAGAUACACACACUGAGAUACACACACACACACACACACACACACACACACACACACACACACACACACACACACACACACACACACACACA